AGAUAUCGAGGAAAAGACAUAACAUAACAACACAAAUAGAAGGCAAGGGAAGUAUAAUAAUAAUACUACGUCUCCUUUGACUGUAGACAUUAUCAAACAGCCACCUUAAAAUCUCUCUCACUAUUCGCAAUUCCAAUUCUCGUGAACUCCAUUCAUUGCUUUUCCCUUUCUCACUUCUGCCCAAAUUCCAUUCCCACAGCCUACCAAUUUCAUUCACUUUGUUUUGGGUGAUGAGCGCUUGAAGAGAUGCUGCCCGGGAGAAAGAAGGGGGUGGCGGCGGAAGACGCCAUAAGGGUCAUUGGGUUGGGAUAUGAUCUUACCAACGAUCUCAGGCUCAAAUUCUGCAAGAAUCAUUCCAGACUCAUCGCUAUGGACGAUGACAACCUCCGAACUGUGGAACUCCCUCCUCGGAUUUCUAUCCCUAAUGUCCCCAAAUCCAUCAAGUGUGAUAAAGGCGACCGCAUGAGACUGUGCUCCGAUGUUCUCUCUUUUCAGCAGAUGUCAGAGCAGUUCAACCAGGAGUUGUCUCUGUCUGGUAAGAUUCCAACGGGCCAUUUCAAUGUUGCAUUUGGGUUUACAUCAGUUUGGCAAAAGGAUGCUGCCGAUACCAAGACUCUUGCUUUUGAUGGUGUAUCCAUCACACUCUACAACAUUGCAUUUGAGAGGGCACAGCUAGUUCUUCAAGAUCAUGUCAAACGAGCUGUUCCUUCAUCCUGGGAUCCGGCUGCCUUGACAAGAUUCAUCGAGAAGUAUGGAACUCAUGUUAUAGUUGGGGUGAAAAUAGGAGGAACUGAUAUAAUCUAUGCAAAGCAGCAGUACUCAUCUACUGUCCAACCUGCCGUUGUACAGAAAAAGUUGAAGGACAUGGCAGAUGAAUUCUUCGUUGGUGGGAGGGUUAAUGAAAAGGCAAAGGACAAUGCUCUAGGUUUUAUGGAUAUUCAAGCUGGUUCCUACUAUGAAUCAGAGGUGCAGGAUAUCAAGUUCAUGUGCAAGAGGAAAGGUGGAAAUGGGAAAAAAUCUUUAUCUCAUAGUGAUUGGUGCCAAACUGUUUUGUCUCAACCUGAUGUGAUAUCAAUGUCAUUUGUACCAAUUACAUCUCUACUUGGUGGAAUAAAUGGAAGUGGAUAUUUAACUCAUGCAAUGAACCUCUAUUUACGAUAUAAACCACCAAUAGAUGAACUACAUCAAUUUUUGGAGUUCCAGCUUCCAAGGCAAUGGGCCCCUGUAUUUGGUGAGCUUGCCCUUGGUCCUGAAAGGAAGCCUCAAAAUACUGCAUCUCUACAGUUCAGUUUCCUGGGUCCUAAGCUCUAUGUAAAUACAACACCGGUUGACGUGGGAAAUAAGCCUGUGACAGGCCUUCGAUUGUAUUUGGAAGGAAAGAGAAGUAACUGUUUGGCAAUCCAUUUACAGCACCUCUCCUCUUUGCCCAAAACCUUCCAACUCCAGGAUGAGCCUAAUGGGAAUGCAUCCAAUGACUCUUCAGAACGUAAGUACUAUGAGAAAGUUCAGUGGAAGAGUUUCUCUCAUGUUUGCACCGCUCCUGUUCAAUCAGAUGAUGAACAUGCUGUUGUGACUGGUGCUCACUUCGAAGUUGGAGAUACUGGUCUUAAGAAAGUUCUAUUUCUAAGACUUCAUUUCUCUAAAGUUGUCCAUGCAACCAGGGUCAAAGAACCUCAAUGGGAUGGUUCUCCUGGCUUGACCCAGAAGUCUGGAAUAAUCUCAACAUUGAUCAGCACUCACUUCUCAGGUCCACAAAAGCCACCGCCACCACGGCCGUCUGAUGUGAACAUCAACUCAGCUUUAUAUCCUGGGGGACCUCCUGUGCCUACUCAGUCACCCAAACUUCUAAGGUUUGUUGACACAACUGAAAUGACAAGAGGGCCACAAGACUUUCCUGGCUACUGGGUUGUUUCUGGGGCAAGGCUUUUCGUGGAGAAGGGAAAGAUAUCACUUAAAGUAAAAUACUCUCUUUUAACCGUGAUACCUGAUGAAGAAGUGGGAAAUUUUUGAAAUUAUCAAAUGAGGGAUUGUAGAAAGAUGGUCUCCUCAGUUAAAAUUCAAUGAAAUGGACGUGUGUAUAUAAUAGUAACUGAUUCUUUUUCUGUGUACAUUUGCCAUUAUUUGUGUAUACCUGCACUGCAGAUACCUUUGGAAUUCUUUGUUGUAGUUUUGGGAAAGGCUUGUGUAGUCAUGCCCGUUGCAUUUUUUCUGCCUGACUGUUUGAAUCUAUUCCUGUGUCAGUGACUUCUAUGCAGUAGUUCCACUUUAACUUUAAUCUCAAGACAAUGAGGGACAUUCAUUUCA
Molecule: messenger RNA, 2304 nt
Organism: Vigna radiata var. radiata (mung bean)
Lineage: Eukaryota; Viridiplantae; Streptophyta; Magnoliopsida; Fabales; Fabaceae
Product: MACPF domain-containing protein At4g24290
Exons: 7
Coding region: 247-2010 (587 amino acids)
Biological process (GO): regulation of salicylic acid mediated signaling pathway; plant-type hypersensitive response
Cellular component (GO): plasma membrane
Source: RefSeq, a predicted model, not a curated record